Uloborus diversus is the source of this 1102-nucleotide messenger RNA. RefSeq names its product protein phosphatase 1 regulatory subunit 3C-B-like. The coding region runs from base 1 to 879 and encodes 292 amino acids. The record is from RefSeq and is a predicted model, not a curated record. Gene Ontology annotation, molecular function: glycogen binding; protein phosphatase 1 binding. Gene Ontology annotation, biological process: regulation of glycogen biosynthetic process. The transcript has a single exon. Gene Ontology annotation, cellular component: protein phosphatase type 1 complex. NCBI's taxonomy places the organism in Eukaryota, Metazoa, Arthropoda, Arachnida, Araneae, Uloboridae.
AUGCCUAUCGACUUUGAAAUGAUUCUUUCAGCGAGUCCUCCACUAUUUGCUGCACAAACAUUUCUAGACUUUCGUUACGGUUCCUUCCACAACUCCAACAACCAGCGCAACAAACUGAACACAGCAUUCAGCGAAUAUACUAACGGAGAUAUACGAUCGUGUCUCAUGGCCAAGUCUGAUGAAGAUCAAGACCAAAAAGAGGGUGGCAAAAAGCGCGUCUGGUUCGCAGACGACAAAGGACUGGCUCUAACACAUGUCAAGAUCAUGUCAGAACCUUCCAAUUGUCCUCCGCGAUGGACAGACGAGUUCUUAGCACAAGUCACCAAAGGUGUCAAACCGAACCCAACAUCAGGCGUUAACUGGGUUGCUCAGUUUUCACAGCCUGCGUCCGAUUACUUGGAAUUUCGUGACAGACUUCAGCGACAAUGUGUUUCUCUGGAAAAUGUCAUCAUCAGAGAAGGUGACGACAAUGUCACUGGAACCAUCAAAGUCAAGAACCUUGCGUUUGACAAGGAAGUUUUUGUUCGGAUUACAUUUGACCGCUGGUCAUCCAGCAAGGACAUUACUGCCACUUUCGUUCCAACUGGUGUCGAGGGUGGUGUAUCGCAGUACGACACGUUCUCAUUUACCAUGUCCAUCCCACCAUCUGCAGCAAAAUUUGAGACUGUGGAAUUCUGUGUCUGCUUUAGAACUUCUGGUGUUGAGUAUUGGGAUAAUAAUAAUGGUAACAAUUACAAAAUUGCGGCUGUGAAUCGCAAGAGUCAGACACCUUCACUCUUCAUAGGUACCCAGUUCAAUGAUGUGAAUUUGGUGAAUUUGGACUCUUGGUCGGAAUUUGCGAGCUGGAGGAAUUUAUUAACGGAGGGACCUUAUUGGUGAUCUUCGACAAGUUGAAAAAUAUGGAAAUAUUAUAAAUAUAGCUCAAGAACUGAUCACGAAGUUGAUUGAAUGCUCAACUUAAUCUACUAAUUGUUGUGUAACAAUCCUACGGAUUGCUCGUAAUGAUCAAAGUGAAAGCGUUGCUCGCAUUUAUUUUCAAAUGCCCGAUGGUUCGUUGUAUAUAAAAAUAGAAAACAUAUUUUCAUCAUCGUCAGUGACUAUU